AAUUAUUGCAGCUUCUCUCUCUUGGACGAGCGAACGAAAGAUGCUUUUUUGGGGGAUGAUGCUGCUGCGGCUCACUGUUGCUGCUGCUGCUGUUUGCUCUUCGUGCUGCUCUGGAGCUGCACUUUUAAAACUACUGAGAGCCACAUCUUUUCUGGCAUUGCAAUGACCCUGCACCUUCUUCGGGAACCAAACUCUCUCUCUCUCUCUCUUCCUCACUUCCUUCUUCUCUUUUCUUGCUUUCAGGAAAAUAAGAUGAUGAGGCGAGCAAGGAUCUCACUUUUCUCUCCUCUCCAUCUCUCUCGUUCACUACCUCAGUGUAAUGCAAUCAUCAUCAUACUACAUUAAAUACUGCCUCUCUCCAUCAUCAUUGCCUCUCUCUCUUUCUCUCUUUCUCUUCGAAGCUAGCGCAAACUCCCUCAUGGUCAUGAUCAUCUUCCUCCGCUCUCUCUAGCAGAGACUUCCAUCAUCAUCACCAUCAUCUUCAUCGAGCUCUGUCUCUCUGUCUCUCUGUCUCUCUCUCUCUCGGUCUGUGAUUAUCAUUAGCGUAAAGAGAAAAUGGACUCCUACGAAGCUACGAGGCUCGUCUUCUCGAGGAUCCAGAGCUUGGACCCGGACAACGCCUCCAAGAUCAUGGGCUACAUCCUCCUCCAAGACCAGGGCGACAAGGAAAUGACCCGACUGGCCCUCGCCCCCGACCCCCUCCUCCGCACCCUCAUCCUCAAGGCCAAGUCCCACCUGUCCCUCUCCCUCUCCGCGACCUCCUCGUCCUCGACCUCCACCACGCCCUCCUCUCCUUCCUCCGCUGCUCUCAAUCUCCACCCCAACCCCAUCUCGCGAAGACCCAUCGCUCACCACCACUCCCUCUCCAUCCCCUCUCCGAGAACCACCCCGUCCUACGCCAAUGUCGUCAAUGGGGUCACUCACAACACCACCCCCAACGUCCCCAGCGACCCCGUUGACGAUUACCUGCUCCAGGACCACCUCUCCUUCUUGAACGACCCCAAAAGCGACGACCUUUACGACCCGAGGCUCGAGUUCGUACCAAACGGCGACUCUGGCUUGUCGCACAGGAGGAGCUACUCGAUACCCGGAAUGCGUCUUGGGACUAAUGCUGCUAGCGAAGAACCGGGUCUUUCUGGGUUCGGGUGGAGGCCGUGCCUGUACUUCGCGAGGGGGUUCUGCAAGAACGGCGCGAGCUGCAGGUUCCUCCACGGCGACUCGGGGGACUGCACGGACGCCUCGGCGGCGGUCAAUGUCGGGUCGCCAGUCAAGUUUGGCGAGCUCGAGCAGUUCGGCCCCGAGCUCGCCGCGAGAUCGAAGGCCGUGGUGGCGCAGCAGCAGAGGUUGAAGCUGUUGGCCGGCGCUUCUGCUUCGUCCUUGCCUUACAACAGUUGCGUGGACUUGUUUCUGCAGCAGCAGAACGACACCCAGAGAUCGAUUGCUCCAGAGUUGAUGCUGAGGGACGAGGUGCACAAAUUCGGACGCAUUCAGUCCGAAAGGAUCGAUUUUUCAGGACUAGGAUUGGGAGGGGCGAGCAGCCCUGGGUCGAGGCAAAUUUACUUGACAUUUCCUGCUGAUAGCACUUUCAGAGAAGAGGAUGUUUCGAAUUACUUCAGCAAUUAUGGACCGGUGCAAGAUGUGAGAAUUCCUUACCAGCAGAAGAGAAUGUUUGGAUUUGUUACUUUUGUAUAUCCGGAGACCGUGAAGCUCAUACUGGCCAAAGGCAAUCCUCACUUUGUUUGCGAUUCACGGGUGCUGGUUAAACCUUACAAGGAGAAAGGCAAAAUUGCAGAUAGGAAACAACAGUUCAUGGAUAGGGGUGAAUACUCAGCGUGCUUGAGUCCGACCGGGUUUGAUUCAAGGGACCCUUUUGAUCUCCCCUUUGGGUCGAGGAUGGGUUACAAUGCUCAGGAGAUGUUGCUUAGAAGGAAGUUGGAGGAGCAAGCCGAUCUGCAUCAAGCAAUUGAGCUUCAAGGGAGAAGACUCAUGAAUUUGCAGCUUUUGGACUUGAAGAAUCGCUACCGGCAAUACCCUCAUAAUUUAUCAACCAGCUCCCCCAUAUCCUCACCGGUUCUUCCUCGCUCUCCCAAUGUUCAAUCACUCAAUCUUCCGCCUAAUGCCAUCAACCGAGAAGUUGCCAGAGCGGCAUCUGUUGAUGGUUCGGCGCUGAUGAAAACAGAAUCUGCAGAGAGUGAAAGCUCGGUAUUCCAGGGUGUAGAUGGAGCUUGGGUUGAGAAAGAUUGCACUGGCAAGAGAAAAGAGGAGAACUCUGUUCCUAAGGAGUAUGAUUAUCAUGAAAGCUUAGAGCACAUCCUCCCAGAUAACCUCUUUGCUUCUCCCAAGAAAUCAAGGUCUGAGAAUCUCACUGCCUUCAGCACUUCUCUUGCUGAUGAUGAGAAUGAUGAUAGGAUCACCAGUUUGAUCACUUCAUCUGCUCCAACCAAUGAGCCCCUGCUGACCACCUCAUCGGCUCUCAACAUUGCUGCUCUAAAAUCGUGUCUGUUUCACGUGCCCAGUUUCUCUUCUGGGCAUGGAGCAGUUGGAAUGUAGUUGACCACGUGUUAGCAUGGACAGCUAUAGAGAUAUUUCCUCACUUAGCUACUUCUCUUGGGGCCCUUCUCUUUCAGGGAUGUUUCAGAAGAAUGAGCAGUGGAGAAAGAAAGAUCCUCCUGUAGCUGUAUAGACCAAGAAAAAUUAUAGCCUCAUCAAAGGGAAAAAAAGAAGAAGAAGAAGAAGAAAAAUGUCUGGACAAGAUCUGAGCAAAGAUCUCCACCAUCAUGGUCAUCAUCACCAAAUACAUACUUUAACAAUCAAUACACACUGCAAUACAUAUAUAAAGGACAGAUGAACCGAUUUAUGGAAGUGGGGUCCUUCUCUGUUCUACAUGGAAGUGCUCUCUCUCUCUCUCUCUAGGUUUGGUCUCUGUGUGUGCUGGGACCACACUGCAAGCAAUAGCAAAUACCAGAAGAAACAAAAGGCCAGUGACUUCUAAAUGUUUAGAUAUAAUAUUGUUGUAAUUUUUAUCAUCUCUUUUCUUGUUGCUUUUUAGACAGAGGAAAAGAAAAAAAUGACUGGAGAAAAAUUGAGGCCCUUUUUCUCUCAUGUAAGGCUUUAAGUAACAGCUGUAUGUACAGAAGCAGAAUUUAAAUGGAAUAGUACCUGAUAUAUUACUACUGCAUUCACUUAUAUAAAUGAGAAAUGUCACUGUUUUUU
This is a messenger RNA of Eucalyptus grandis, 3213 nucleotides long. Its product is annotated as zinc finger CCCH domain-containing protein 46. Bases 556 to 2550 code for a protein of 664 amino acids. Gene Ontology annotation, molecular function: metal ion binding; RNA binding. The record is from RefSeq and is a predicted model, not a curated record. The transcript has 9 exons. NCBI's taxonomy places the organism in Eukaryota, Viridiplantae, Streptophyta, Magnoliopsida, Myrtales, Myrtaceae.